This is a messenger RNA of Lactuca saligna, 996 nucleotides long. Lineage: Eukaryota; Viridiplantae; Streptophyta; Magnoliopsida; Asterales; Asteraceae. The record is from the annotation of a GenBank genome assembly.
AUGACGCUUGCAUACAAACCUCAAAAAAUUUCUGGGCUCAACACCCCACUAAUCACUCACACUCACCUGCUUCGACUUCAUUUCUUAGCCAACAAGUUUCCUCAAACAUAUAAUAUAAUUAUAAACCCACGCCAAAAUUCUCAUAUCAACUUCACUUAUCUUGUGCGAACAUUGUCGUCUUUCAGAGUAGAGGCCAUGAGGCAAAAGAAGAAACAGAGCAUUGUGAAAUAUGGGUACGAACCGUCUGCAGACGAAGACGAUGGUAGUUAUGAGAAAUCGGAAACUGAAAGAGCGGUUCCGGUGGAGAUUUUACGUCGGAGAAACAAGGAAAAACGCCGAUUGAAGAAAAAUGGUUGUAAUUUACAGGAUCCGUUAGUAGUAUGUGGUGGCGAUAUCAUGUUAAUGAUAUUGAGCUUUCUCGACGCACACAGUGUGGCUUCAUCACUUGUUGUUUCUUGUAGAUGGCGUAGAGUCGCUUGCAGUGAUACCAUUUGGUCUGAAAAGAUCAAAGAGCUAUGGGCCGACAAAGCUCAUCUACCUCGUUUUGCCCAAGUUGAGGGGUUGUCAAAGUUGUCUGCUUACACCUUAUCCAUUCAAGAUGGCAAACGGAAUCGAAUCUUGAAGGAAGAUCUAUGGGAUCAUGUUUGGGAGUUUCACUUUAAAGAGGGUGUCCCAGAAUAUUGGCGGAAUUUGGAUCCAUAUUGGAGAGGCACAGGGCCACUAAUGCAUCGCUACUUCCAUGAAGAUGGAAGUCAAACUGCUGAUGUUGAUGAUAAGGUAUGGGGAGGCCAUGAAUGCUGUUACUCCAUUGUUACAAGCUUCUUAGCAGAUGGAAGAAUUCGGGAACAUUAUGUAAGAAUCAAUAGUUGGCCACAACUGUCUAUAUCGAGGAAGCAUGAUUGGGGUUGGGAAAUGUCAAAUGGCCUCUAUUUAUACUCGAGUGUUCCCGAUGCUUAUAAGCCAGGUGGCACUGGUCCCUAUCUUCCUGUUCAUUAA